Molecule: messenger RNA, 5037 nt
Organism: Myotis myotis
Lineage: Eukaryota; Metazoa; Chordata; Mammalia; Chiroptera; Vespertilionidae
Gene: CERT1
Product: ceramide transporter 1
Exons: 17
Coding region: 145-2019 (624 amino acids)
Biological process (GO): ER to Golgi ceramide transport
Cellular component (GO): Golgi apparatus
Molecular function (GO): phosphatidylinositol-4-phosphate binding
Source: RefSeq, a predicted model, not a curated record
UCGUCCUACCUCCAGCACCCCCCAGCGCGGGAGCGGGCGCUCUUCCCUUCGCCAUCCUCCGACAUUUCACCCCGGGGACUAGGCGCCGCCUCCGGCGCAGCUCACGGAGCAGGGGCCGGUCUCCUGCUCGCCUGUCGCGCCUCCAUGUCGGAUAACCAGAGCUGGAACUCGUCGGGCUCGGAGGAGGAACCGGAGACGGAGUUCGGGCCGCCUGUGGAGCGCUGCGGGGUCCUGAGCAAGUGGACAAACUACAUUCAUGGAUGGCAAGAUCGUUGGGUAGUUAUGAAAAAUAAUACUUUGAGUUACUACAAAUCUGAAGAUGAGACAGAGUAUGGCUGCAGAGGAUCCAUCUGUCUUAGCAAGGCUGUCAUCACGCCCCAUGAUUUUGAUGAAUGUCGAUUUGAUAUUAGUGUAAAUGAUAGCGUUUGGUAUCUUCGUGCUCAGGAUCCAGAUCACAGACAACAGUGGAUAGAUGCCAUCGAACAGCACAAGACUGAAUCUGGUUAUGGAUCUGAAUCCAGCUUGCGUCGACAUGGUUCAAUGGUGUCACUGGUGUCUGGAGCAAGUGGCUAUUCUGCAACAUCCACCUCUUCAUUCAAGAAAGGCCACAGUUUACGUGAGAAAUUGGCUGAAAUGGAAACCUUUAGAGAUAUCCUAUGUAGACAAGUUGAUACUCUACAGAAGUACUUUGAUGCCUGUGCUGAUGCUGUCUCCAAGGAUGAACUUCAAAGGGAUAAAGUGGUAGAAGAUGAUGAAGAUGACUUUCCUACAACGCGUUCUGAUGGAGACUUCUUGCAUAAUACCAAUGGCAAUAAGGAAAAAUUAUUUCCACAGGUAACACCAAAAGGAAUUAAUGGUAUAGACUUUAAAGGGGAGGCAAUAACUUUUAAAGCAACUACUGCUGGAAUCCUUGCUACACUUUCUCAUUGUAUUGAACUAAUGGUAAAACGUGAGGAGAGCUGGCAAAAGAGAAUGGAUAAGGAAAUGGAGAAAAGAAGAAGAAUAGAGGAAGCAUACAAAAAUGCCAUGAUAGAACUUAAGAAAAAAUCCCACUUUGGAGGACCUGAUUAUGAGGAAGGUCCAAACAGUCUGAUUAAUGAAGAAGAGUUCUUUGAUGCUGUUGAAGCUGCUCUUGACAGACAAGAUAAAAUAGAAGAACAGUCACAGAGCGAAAAGGUCAGGUUACAUUGGCCUACAUCUAUGCCAUCUGGAGAUGCCUUUUCUUCUGUGGGGACUCAUAGAUUUGUCCAAAAGCCCUAUAGUCGCUCUUCCUCCAUGUCUUCCAUUGAUCUAGUCAGUGCCUCUGACGAUGUUCACAGAUUCAGCUCCCAGGUUGAAGAGAUGGUGCAGAACCACAUGACGUAUUCAUUACAGGAUGUAGGUGGAGAUGCCAAUUGGCAGUUGGUUGUAGAAGAAGGAGAAAUGAAGGUAUAUAGAAGAGAAGUAGAAGAAAAUGGGAUUGUUCUGGAUCCUUUAAAAGCUACCCAUGCAGUUAAAGGAGUUACAGGACACGAGGUCUGCAAUUACUUCUGGAAUGUUGACGUUCGCAAUGAUUGGGAAACAACUAUUGAAAACUUUCAUGUGGUGGAAACAUUAGCUGAUAAUGCAAUCAUCAUUUAUCAAACUCACAAGAGAGUGUGGCCUGCUUCUCAGCGAGAUGUAUUAUAUCUUUCUGCCAUUCGAAAGAUACCAGCCUUGACUGAAAAUGACCCUGAAACUUGGAUAGUUUGUAAUUUUUCUGUGGAUCAUGAUAGUGCUCCUCUGAACAAUCGAUGUGUUCGUGCCAAAAUAAAUAUCGCUAUGAUUUGUCAAACCUUGGUUAGCCCACCAGAAGGAAACCAGAAGAUUAGCAGGGACAACAUUUUAUGCAAGAUUACAUAUGUAGCUAAUGUGACUGAAACAAGGCUGUGUGACAUUCCAUGUUGGAGGGAAAACUUUAAAAAAACCACACACACACAAAUUGAAUGCUCUAAGUUGGAACGUAGGAUCUACAGCCUUGUCUAUGGCCCAACACCUUGACCUUGUGUACAAAAAUGAAGAAAUGUUGCAAUAGCAAAGCUGAACGUCUAACCCUAGCUGUCGCCCGCUAGACCUCCAUGCUCAGCUAUAAUUAUAAAUACAUGUAAAAUUACAUGAACAUGGCUAUAUUUUUAUUUGCUUGCUACUAAAAGAGAGAAAAAUCAGCUUUGAAUCACAACUAGGAAUUGAUGCUUUAAUUUUUGGAAACUUUUUUAGAAUUUUUAAUUUAGUACAUGGUCCAGCCUAAGAUCCUCAGUUGUAUCAGGUUUUGUGCACAAAAGAAAAGCACGAAAGUGGAAUGCUCAUGGGGCGUGUGCUUUCUGUGCACCAAAUACCUGGACGGGGCUCUUUUUUCAGGCCUGCAGUUCAGUCUGUGUCUAGAAUUUUUCAGCCUUUUUUUUUUGCUUGUAUAAUCAUAGAAUUCAUUGCUGCUGAUUUCUGUACUGAUUCAUGUAGUAAUGUAAAGUGUCUCUUAAUAACUGAGGGCUGUCAAUAACCUGUGAUUUUGCCUUUUCUAUAUUCUUACUCCCAUGAAGAACCUUUGUUCUGAUGGAGAAAGAAUGAAAAGCUUUAUUCCUCUCCCCCUCCUACAACCCCAGUUAUCUUUAUAGUUCCUGUAUUUUUAGUUGUAUUCUGUACACUAUAGCUUUUUUCUUUUUUUUCAGUUUGUUAGAAACAGAAUUUGGCAAUUUCUAAAUUGGUUCUGCCUGCCUUUGAACAGAAACAUCUGUAUAAAUCUUGUGGGUAUAAACUGCUUUCUGGAAAAAUGGUCAGGAUAAAAUGAACUCAGAAUUUUUAAUGAAAUUUGUAAGAGGAUAUGCAGUUAUUGUGAAAGCAAAUCAGACUGAGUUUGACAUUUGAUUCAAUAUUUUUAGGACUCAGUAACAGGUUUUUUUUUUUUUUAGUUUUUCUAAUUUGGGUUAGUUUAAAAGAUAUAUUGCAAGAUAUGCAUAGAAAUGUGAGCAGUGCUUCUGUUGCCUUUUGAUCAGAAACUUCAGCAGAGCUUUAACGCUGUGAUUCAGACUGAAAUUCUUUCCUUAGUGGCUAUAAGAACUUAAAUGUAAAAUCCUUUUUUAGUUUUAUUAGUUUUAGGCCUCUGUGAAAAACCGUGAAGCAUGAAGUUGAGGCAAGGAAUUAUACUCAUCAAAGUAGAAAUGACUGCCCACUUCAAAACCUUCAUUAUGUUUCUACACAAACGUGCUUGCAUAAAUCAGAGGCAUUUUGUAGAUGCUUUGCUGACUUACUCAUCUCUGUAGAAACACAGAAAUCCAACCCAUUUUGUAAAGCAGAAAGUCAUGUCACGUGGAACAUGUCUUGUAUAUAUUUCAUAUGUGGUAUUGGAGUCUUAAUGAUAAAUGCAAGGUGAUAAUUUAAUGAUGGGAUUAGUCUGGUCACUUCAUAUGCACAAUCCUGGAGGUGAAUUACUUGCAUCAAAUGUAGUGGUAUUUAUUAUUCUGUACAGAGAGGAAAUACAUGUAAAACAUAUGCUUACAUUACAUGCACGCAGAUUUCAUGCUCCAUAAAUCUUUUCUAUUUUUUAAUUUACUUUUCUCUAAAUGAUGUGCAUGGAAUAUGCCUUAUUAUAGAAAAAUGCUGUUCAUAAUUUGACUACGUGGAAAAGUGCCUAUGGUGGUAAUGCUAAUAAGGCAAAUAAGACAAAUUCUAUCAGUUUACUACAUCACCAGUUAACAUUUUAUAUUAUGAUGUUUAAAAAAGAAAAGUUUAUACCUCAAAUGUGUAUUUUAUUUUACAAUCAGCUGUGGGUCAGGGUGUGGGAGUAUGGGAGGGUUGGGGAGGGGAGGUAUAUUCACCAUAGAUGCUGAUGGAAUCUUCAAAAAAAGUUCUAUAUGCCCACUAUAAAUGUUUCUCUGUUUGCCAUUUUUUUCUGGUAACUAUCAUGAACACAGACAAGUAACUCUUUCGUAACUAAGUUAAAUAGCUUUGUUUUACAGAGGUAUGGAAAGUUUACAAAGCAGUAUCUAAAUCUAAUUAUCAUUAGUUGCAUUUGCACUAAAUGUUAAUGAUAUACUUUUGCAAUUCUGUAAAUAAAAUGAUUACUCUAAAAUAUUUGUAUUAAAAAGGAAAAGAAAAAGAUACAUUUUACCUUUAGAUAACUGCACUGGUACUUUACUAGAGUUAAUCCUGUCCAACCAGAUUUAGAAAUGAGUAGGAGAGUAUGAAAAGAAUUUAAAACAGGUUAUAAUUUGGAUAGGUACUAGCCCUUUAGACAAUUUUCAAACCCUCUAGAAUUCCGUCUGGCUAAUUCCUACAUACUCUGAAUAUACAUGAUGUUUUCUCAUCCAUAGUUAUUUUCUACUUCUCUUCCCCAAGCCAAAAAAAAUUAUCUUUUUACUCUUUUUUCUACUCAGUUACUCUUUUUGUACUAUGAUAGAAACUUUAAAAAUAUUGGUGAUAAGGGAUUUUGUUCCCUGAGUGCCCACUCUACAGUUCAAGAGAAAGAGCACAGUGUUUCAAUUAGAAUUCAGGACUCGUGGUUUUGAGGUGGAGGGUGAUCAUAGCAGCUCUUGGUUUGGGAUCGCCACAGGGGCAGCCAGACCUAGGAGGAGGUUGACUGAGAGAGGUGUUAGAAUACAAAAUAAGGCAAAGGAAGAAUAGGUUUCCCAUUUGUUCAGUUUCAUCAACUAAUUUGUACACCUACACAACAUCAGUGUCGAUUGCUUUGAGAAGUUUUUAGUAGGGCUGAGCUGGUUCUCGUGAAAUUGUGCUGGUUAUCUUUAAACUUAUCAGUUGUUUGUCCAAUUAAACAUUUUCUCCAGUAUUUAGUCCAAGUUAUACAGACGAUGUAUGUGGAUUAUUGUUAUUGUUCAUCUACAAACUCAAAACAUAAUCAUUUUAAAGUACCUUGGGAGUGUAUAGAGUGUAACUAUUCUAUAAUAGCUUUAUGAUCCUGAUGAUGUUUUUUUUAAAAAAAAUAAUAAAGUUGGAUCUUCCAUGUUACAAUUGCAAAAUUAAAACCAGUAUUUAAAAGUGGAAAAGUAUUAAAAUAUUAUGGACAAA